AAUUUUUCAACUUUUAGAUGUAAAAUAAAUAGAAUGAACCUUGUAUUUGAGAGAAAAUGGCAAAAAUGCAUCACAAAAAUAUUCAGGAACAUCUGACCUGAAAAACAAUAUUUUCCAAAAUUAGAAAUAGAAAACACCUGAUUUAUGUCACUUUGUUGUAUAAACUGUGUAUUAAAUAAUAUGUUUAAACUGCAUUGGGCAGCCGGUUGUUUAUUUUGAUGACACUAGUGUUGAAGAGGUUUUUAAAGAUAUUAUUGAAGUUUAAAUAUUUAAUUUGGUUGUAAUUUUUUCUAACACAUAAAUUCUUUUCACCCUUUGAAUUGGCUUUAAAAUUUCACCAAAUACAACUUUUACAGAAGUAUUUCAGUUGUUUUUAUUUUUAAAUGAUCAUGAACAAUAUUUGGUUUUGGAAGAACCUCAGUUUAUAUAAAUGAAGAAUAGCUGGAUGUUUGAGCAAACGCCAAAGGCUCAACACUCAACGCUAACAGCGUAACGCUAACGCUAAAGUUGACAAUAGGAAAAGAUACUUUAAGCAGUUAUCCAAAUAAUAAAGUUAAAAUUUAAGGUCCCAUUAGUUGUCACACACACUGAUGAAUGUGUGAAAUUUGUUCUUGACUCAUCCCUUGGAGGAGCGGUGAGCUGAAAAUACAGCCACACUUGGGAUCCAUUUGGUGGCCCAAUCCAACCCUUUAAUGCUGAGCGUCAAUCUGGGAGGCAUUAGGUCCCAUUUUUUUAAAAUGACCUCCCAGUUUCAGAGGGGACGCUCAUACAACUAGGCCGUUGAGAUGGAGCUAAUAAUAAUAAUGUUUGAAAGCUUCAGAGCAGAGUGGCACUAACAUCACAUGUUGCUUCCUGUCAUUUUAGUGCCAAAUCAGCUAAAAUUAGCAGGUGUUUUAACCAUAAAUGUCUUUAAAAUGCAGAGAUGAUGUUUUACUGUUGAGACACUAGUUUAUAGCUUGCUCACUACUUUAUUUUAUGCCACUUUCUGAAAAACAAAAAAACUGCCCCAAAUCCACAACAAAAGUAACAUUUUAGACAUUUCAGCCAAAUGCUGUGAAAACAGUUUUUUAAACCAUUAUAGAAUAAUCAGUUUGGAAAAGCACAGUGGGAUGCAAAAGCUUGGGCAGCCUCAUUAAUCUUAAUGAUUUUCCUGUAUAAAUUGUUGGUUGUCAUGAUACAUUUUUUUCAGUUAAAUAUAUCAUUUGGGAGACACACACAGUGAGGUUUGAGAAGUGAAACGAGGUUUAUAGGGUUUACAGAAAGUGUGCAAUAAUUGUUUAAACAAAAUUAGGCAGGUGCAUAAAUUUGAUAAAUUUAUUUUAUUGAUGCCAAAACCUUUAGAAUUAAUUAUUGGAACUGAAAAGUGGUUUGGUAAGCUCAGUGACCCUUGACCUCCAUCACAGGUGAAUCCAGUUAAGAGGAAGAGUAUUUAAUGGGGGGCAGGGGGGUGUUAGUUUCCUCCUCUUUGAAUAUUCUCUGAAGAGCAGCAACAUGGGGUCUCAGAACAACUGUCACAUGACAUGAAAACAAAGAUCGUUCAUCAUAGUUUAGAGGAAGGAUACAGAAAGCUGUCUCAGAGAUUUCAGCUUCUGUUUCCACAGUUAGGAACAUACUGAGGAAAUGGAAGACCACAGGCUCAGUCCAAGUUAAGGCUCCAAGAGUCAGACCAAGAAAUAUUCAGAUAAACAGAAGUGAAGAAUGGUGAGAACAGUCAGAGUCAACCCCCAGACCAGCACCAAAGACCUACAACAUCAUCUUGCUGCAGAUGGAGUCACUGUGCCUCGUUCAACUAUUGGGUGCACUUAACACAAGGAGAUGCUGCAUGUGAGUGGUGCAGAGGAAGACUUCUCCUCCCACAGCACGAACAGAGCAGACUGAGGUUUGCUAAAGCACAUUUGGACAAGCCAGCUUCAUUCUGGAAUAAGGUGUUGUAGAGUGAUGAAACUAAAACAGAGUUAUUUGGGCAUAACAAGGGGUGUUAUGCAUGGAGGAAAAAGAACACAGCAUUCCAAGAAAAGUGCAGGGACUGGGAAUAUUGUUGAAGUUGAGGGACUCAUGGAUUCCACUCAAUAUCAGCAGAUUCUGGAAACCAAUGUCCAGGAAUCAGUGACAAAGCUGAAGCUGCACUGUGGCUGGAUCUUUCAACAAAACAACAACCCUAAAUACUGUUGAAAAUCUACUAAGGCAUUAAUGUUUAUGUUUAUUUAAUUAGCAGACGUUUUUACCCAAAGCGACGUACAAUUUAUAACCUAUAGGGCAUGUUGUGAUCUGUGGGGGAACCGGAGCACCCGGAGGAAACCCACGCAUGCAUGGGGAGAACACGCAACUCCACGCAGAAAGGCCGCAGCCGAGUUUCGAACCUGCAACCUUCGUGCUGCGAGGCAACAGUGCUAACAACUGUGCCACCAUGCAGCUCUUAUGCAACUAAGCAUUAAUGCAGAGGAACAAGUGCAACGUUCUGGGAUGGACAUCUCAGACGCCAGACCUGAAUAUUAUUAAAAAUCUGUGGUGUGAGUUAAAUAGAGCUGUCCAUGCUCAUCAAACCUGAAUGAACCAGAGAUGUUUAAUAAAGAAGAAUGAUCCAAAAUACCUUCAACCAGGAUCCAGACUCUCAUUGGAAGCUAUAAGAAGCAUUUAGAGGCUGUUGUUUCUGCAAAAGAAUCAUCUACUAAAUAUUGAGUUGUCUUAUUAUUAUUAUUAUUUGUGGUGCCCAAAUUAAUGCACCUGCCUAGUUGUGUUUAAAACAAGUAUUGCACACUUUCUGUAAAUCCUAUUGUUAUGGCCACCAGUCUGGCCUCUUCAGGUGCAGGAGCCAGGAUCACUCAGCCUGGUGAUCAGCCAGACACCGCCCCUCCUCCUCCUCUCCUCCAGGCUGCUGAGGAGCACAGCUGAGCUGAAUUUCUCUGACGACCCACACCCGGGAUAAAAAGCCUUCAGCAGUCUGGGAGGCAGCAGAGCAGGGGUUCUGCUGUCCUCCAGGCCCAAGUUUGGUUUCAACCACUGUCAUUUUGACUUUUAUAGUUCUAACUCUGGGUGAUCCAAAGGGAUCUUUGGUGGAUGUCAACUUGGUUGAUUCUGUUUUAAGAUUAACAUCGUAGUUUGCCAACUUUGGGAUUUUAAAACACUCUGUGUUUUCAGUGUGUCGGUUUUUAUUAUCAACGUGUGUUUUCAUGUUGAUAAGUCGUCUUUUAAAUGUUGACCUUUUUGUCUUCGUUUUUGUUUGGCAUUAUUUUUAUAAUGCUUUCAAUCUGUUUGCACUUGUUUUUAGAAUAUUUUUAUCACAAUUAAACCCAUUUUAAACCCACUAUCCUGUUUCUUAUGUUACUCCCUCCUUCACAUUUAACACCUCCUGUUGGGGAUGUAACACCUAUAAACUUUGUUUCACUUAACAAAUAUUACUGUUUGUGUCUCCUAAAUGAUAUAUUUAAUGAAGCUUCUAAAAAUGUAUAAAGCAAUAGCAUGAUUAUUAACAAGGCUGCCCAAACUUUUGCAUCCCACUGUACAAACUGUAGCUAUAUCGUGAAAAGAAAAACACAACUAACUGUCUUGUAUUAAAUGGUUUUUCAUUUAAGAAAAAAAAACCAAGAACUUUAUGCUUUUUUUAAUGAUUUUUAAGUCGUAAAUGUGAUAGAAAAUAUUUUACUUAUCUCUAGACUCAUUUCUGUGUAUACUAGUUCUGAAAAGUGUUUAUUCCCUUUUGUAAAAAUAACUAAGACCAAUGAAACCUAUACAUUUGUGCAUGUUCAAAAUGAGCAGAGGGAAACCUAACAUUUAAUUCAACCCUUUUUUGAACAAUUUUAGGGAAAAAAAUAGCUCAGCAACAAUAAAUAUUUUUCAAACCUGUGAAAAUCAGUCAAAAUCGUAAUUGCAGCAUUUCUUCUUCAUAUCUCAGCCAUCAACAACCACCCUAAAAAAAUUAAAACCACCUAUAAAUUUUUACUUGAAAAUUUCACCAACUCAGAGAAAAAGACCAAAAUAAACAUUGAUCAAACAUUACUUAAUUGACUUAUCAAAUAGAACUGUAAGGUACCAUAUUAUGUUAUUGAAACUGUUGUUAUUUUUCUCCUAUUUACUUAUUUGAUGUAACUUGUUUAUGCUGUCUGCUUUCUUUCAUUCCACAUUCAUGUUGGUUAUCUUUCAUGUUUUACCUCUAAUGUCCACCAGGGAGCGAUGUUCCUGCACACUUGUGAGUCCGAGCAGGUGUAUUGAGGUGAUAGCUCGUGUUUAGCUCGUGCGUUUCCGUCGCGGCUCGGCGCUGAGCCGUUGUGGAUGUGGGAAUGCGGUUUACCCGAGGCUGCUCUGGGCAUUGCUGGAUACUCGGCGAUGUGCGCACGGGAACCGGGGCUCACAGCGGCUGGCUGUCGUUCAAGUUAACGGGGCGGUGGGGUGGGCGUCCAGAACAGCAAGGAACUGGCCAGCAGCGUCUGCGUUCCCCCGUUUUUACCGGGGGUUUUCUACCUUUGUGUGAGGAGGAGGGGUACGGAAUGAGAGAGAAGCCAAGGAGGAUUCCCCAGCAGCGCUAUGGAGCCACGCACUGCAGACGGCCGUGAAAGGUGACAGUGAAAUGAAAUGCUAACGAACCGACCCUGAUCUGUAGACCUUGUGCUGGUGUCCACAGAAGAGAGAGAACACAACAGCAUCAAGUUGUGAAGUUUGUGAAACCAUCGCCAUGUUCUACGGUUCUUCCUCUGGGGCCAGUAUGUCCCUGCCGUCCAAGAGCCGGCUAAAACGUCAGAGCAGGACCUUCACACAGGUGUUGUACCGUACCCUGAGCUACAGAGACCGUGUCCCAGCAGAGGCUGGGACCAACACCCGUGGGGAUCGGCGCUCAACCACAGAGCCCCCAGAGUGUCCAGAGGAUGACCCAGCUGAACUGUCCACCCAGAAUUCAGCCCCCGGGGUUCUGAAGAUUUUUGGAGAUGAAAUUUGUGCUGGUGCCAACUACAAGAGCGUCCUGGCCACGCCACGCUCCAGCGCUCAGGAACUUGUAAAAGAGGCGCUGGACCGUUACUCACUCAACAAGGAAGCGGCCCGCUCUUACGUCCUGUGUGAUGUGAUCGGACGUUUGGAGGUGGGAGGGGGCUGGCGAACCGAGUGCUUGAGAGCGCUGGGGGACAACGAGAAGCCACUGUUGCUCCAGGAGCUGUGGAAGCCCCGAGAGGGACACGCUCGCAGGUUUGAGCUGCGCAGGAGAGCUGAGGUGGAGGAACUCAAUGCCAAGGAGAAGGAUACUAUCACUGCUGGGCCCAGAACCCCUCAAUUCUUGGCAGCUCUCAUGGGUCGGUCUGGGCUGGGCAAACACAGAAGCUCCCCUCUACGGUCUGGUCGGGUUGUACAGUCCAGCUCUAAAGAUAUUAACGCUCAGGCUCGUAAGGUCCAGAGGAACAGGGCAAAGGGGACGCUGACCCUGCCGCGCUCCAGCAACUCAUCCUUCAGCCGCAGCCUCAGCGAAACCAGUCUUAACCAGCUCGGGGUGGGAGAGGAACCUAAGCGUUAUUACUCUACCUUGCCUGGACCUCUGAGGGGUAAAGAACGUGACAGAGCCUCCAGCAGUCGGAGGAAAGAAGAGGGGAGUCAGGGAGGAGGAGGGGGGGUGAGGCACUCUCUGUACCAGUCCCCCCAUCUCCUGCUGCUGCAGGGAUACAACCGCCAGGACUGCCUGGUUUACUUGCUGAACAGAGAGCAGCACACAGUUGGCCAAGAGACUCCAUCAGCUCGCCCCAACAUCUGCCUCUUCUCCCCCGACAUCCUCCCCCUCCACUGCCGCUUACGCCGAGUCCCUGCUCCCCGUCGGCAUGCCAACAAUACCAACAAGGGAGAGGAUCUGGCGGAGAGUCAGCGUUCCUGCGUCGCUGUCGAGCCCAUGCUCAACGCCACUGUUCUGGUGAACUUUUCCCGCUGUGAGCGAACCACUACACUGCGACAUGGUGACCUUCUCUCAUUUGGGGCACAUUAUAUCUUUUUAUACAAGGACCCCACUGGCUCCAAGCCCCUGCCUGCUCAAACCUUGGCACGGCUGCGAACGCUGGGGCAGCUGUAUGACAUGGGGGUGGAGGAGGGAGAGGACGGGGCUCAGACAUGCAAAAUGUGCGGCUCGCUGCUGAAGGACAGAGCAGCACAGGUGUCAAGUGUUCCCGCUAUACGACGCGGCUUCAAACCUCACCUGGUGAAACCUCGUAUUAUGGGGAUUGCAUCAAGUGGACCUCCUCCUUUACCAGGAGGGGAAGCUGCAGGAAGAGGAGGAGGAGGGAGUCAGAAAAGGAGACUACAGCUGGAGUUUGAGCAGGCUCAUGAAGACCAGCUGCUGAACAGGAUUAUGUCUCUCAUAGAACCUGGAGGAGAUGACCACAAGCUGACGCCGGCCUACCUGCUGUGUCUGUGCAUACAACACUCCGCCUCGACCUUCCCUCCUGGUAGCUUUGGGAAACUCCUGCUGAAGAUUGUCAGAAGAGUCCAAACCAUUGCCUGGGAGAAGACAAAGGAGCUGGCUCAGAAGCAAGCUCAGCAUCAAGACCCAGCCUCCCUGUCUCUUCUUAGCAUCUCAGACCUGAUCCCAGACUUACAGACUGUCUUCUUCUGGAUGUCCAACUCCAUCGAGAUCCUCUACUUUAUCCAGCAAAGAGCACCAGCCUACACACACAGCAUAGAGACCCUACAAGGGUCAAAGGAGUCGUUGCUAUCGGCGACCAUAACGGCCAAUGACGAGGCUAUGACUAUCCUGGAAGAAGUCAUCAUGUACACUUUCCAGCAGUGUGUCUAUUAUAUUACUAAGGCUCUUUAUGUGGUGUUGCCAGGUUUGUUAGACUGUAAUCCAUUCCCACUCGACAGCUCUGAGCCCUGCUGGAAAGGAGGUGUUGGGUUUCCUGAACCAGUUCGCAGGGUCCUGCAGGUGUUUCAGAGUGCUCAGGAGCUUCUGCAGGGAUACCUGGUUCACUCAGAGAUCCAGGCUCAGAUGUUUGCGUACCUCUUCUUCUUUUCCAAUGUGUCACUGUUUAACCAGUUAAUGGACAAAGGUCCCUCUCGGGGUUGGUUCCAGCGUUCCAAGGCACUGCAGAUUCAGGCGUGUCUGCGAAUGAUCAUGGAAUGGGCAGUCAAGUCGGGUCUGGGACAUCUGGCUGAAAAAUUCUUUACUAAACUCAACAGCACUGUGUCCAUAGUGGCCACACCCCCUCAGCAGCUCACACAGCUGAGCUGGAGAGUGUUGACCAGUGAAUACGUAACUCUGAAACCAGUCCAGCUCCACAGGAUUCUCACCCAGUACCAGCUCACAGCAGAGAUAGGCCCUGUCCCAGUCUGGCAACCCAGCAGCGAGGAUGAGGCGUACAUAUACAGAACAGUUGACCUCCUGGAGAGCUUUGAGAACCACCCGCCCAUCGUGCUGCCCAGCUCAGGCUUCAGGGUGGACCUGGACAGCGACUGCAUAGAGGACAGCAUCUACAGGCAGCUGCUCUACGUCCGCCACUACCUGUGGGGGCUACGCACAAAGACACAAACACACACCAACACCCCUGGUGUGCACACACAGUCCAAUGGAACCAACACAGCCGACUGGACGGACGUUCAGAGGGAGAUGUUACCUCCAGCCCAUAGCAGUCCGCGUUCUGGGGGAACCGGAGACGAGGGGACAGCUGAGGAGCGAGGGAGGGACAGACCUCUGGGCCAAUCACAGACACACAGCCUCAGAAGGAACGGCACCAUCCACCAUCCUCGGACAGCAAACCCAGACCCGUCCUGUCUCCUGACGCCACCCAACACCCCCCUUUAUCCAGAGGGUGGAGGAGGGCCCGGCCCGGCCCUCAGCACCAGCAUUCAGAUUAACGGCUGCUCCAGCAGAACUGUGGCAGAAUGUAAAAAGGCCAACGGACUCAUCGCUAACGGACUUGAAGGUGGGAGUGGAACAGAGACAGAAAGAUGGUGUAGUAGUGGGUGUGAGUUUCCCUUUCCUGUCUCCUCCCAUGGCGCCCCUUCUAUUGCUGAUGACUUGUGUGUGGUGUUUGUAGUGGAACUGGACAAAGGACCCUACGGACUGGGCAUGGGACUCAUCGACGGCCUGCACACUCCUCUUAAUGCUCCGGGCAUUUACAUCCGUACGCUGAUCCCAGACGGGCCGGCGGCAUCCGACGGCAGACUGAGGAUCGGAGACCGUAUCCUGGCGGUGAAUGGGACAAGUCUGAUUGGAGCGGACUACCAGAGUGCAGUGGACCUGAUCCGUCUGGGAGGUGGUCGACUGCGUUUCCUGGUGGCCAAGUCGGAUCCGGAAGUCUCAGAGAAGAUCAGUGCUUCCUCCUGCUGAUCACCUCUGCUGCCCAGGGAAAACGCAAAGCUGCACCCAGAUGUGCAGCAGGCGCUGAACCAGGGAGGCGCGUACAUCUGUACGUAUGCAGCUACACGACGUGAGAGGUGAAUGUGACACAGCACAAAGACGAGCAGUGGAACAGGAGGGAAUGUUCUGAGACUCCACCCGUUUCCCUCAUGCUGACUCCUACUGGACAGGACCUGAAGCCAACCGGAACGUUGACGAGGACGCCACCAGAGUUUUGGCCUAUAUGCAGUCUGAUGCUUAAGCACAGCGAUCUCCCCACAGAGUGACUGUUUGUUCCAGCUUCAUUUAAAGUUCUUUGGGUUUGUAUUUUCAGACGUAAAAAGCAUGACGCAAUUGAGACUGAAGAUUUUCCUAAAAGCUGAAUGUUUCCUAAACCCGUUGGUUGGCACCCCCCACAGCCAAGUCCUCCAAUCAGACAUUAGCUCUCUUUUAUGAGGUUAUGGAUGAAAACGACUGAAUCCCUGACGCUGAAAUUUUGAGACUUUUUACUCCGGUGAUCUUCAGCUGUUUGACAAUAAUAAAUAAAUAAUAAACUAGUUUCAGACGCCAAGUCCUGACGUGUGGUGACCCGUGUAAAUAGUUGUAUAUAUUUACCGUGUCACAUCCUUGGAAACAAUUAUCCUGAACUGUCAGAAAAAACUUAAAAGUAUUUUCUGGAAUGAGAGGAAUGUAACUAUUGGUUGUAUACUUUUUCCUAAACUGUGUAUAUAUUUCAGCUUUUAUACAUUCUGCACACUUUGUGCGUCCAAAUGACAUUGAAAAAAACAGCUUUAGAUGGUUUUUCUUUGUUCUCACUGUUCAGGUGCCAUCUGCCUCCCUCUUCCAGAUUUGUAAAAACGUUUUCUGAUUACAGUAUUUAUACAAAAGUAAAGAGAAAUCCACUAAACUUCUUCAGACACUUUUACGUCACUAACAGGUGAAGUGGGCCACCUGGGUUUGGUUUUUACAGACCAAGCUAACAAGUGGAAAUUCAAUCUGGUGAAAGCUAAUUUAAGGAUUUUAACUAAAAAUGAGCAGAAAGCUGCACAUUAGCUGACGGCAGCUAAGGUACCGCUCAGGGAUGUUACCUUGGUCUCCACUGAACAGCCUCUGUUUGGAGAAACAGUUUACGUUCUCCAGGGCUGAUGAGCUAACGGAUCAAGACUCACUAAAUCUCAACAAGCUGUUCUUUUGGCUCUUCGAUAGGACUGGGCAGUUAAUUGAAAAUGUCUUGUUAUUGAAAUUUCUGACUAACCGAUACCAUUUUAACCGUGUCAAUAAAUUUGAUAAAAAAUGGAAAGAUGUGUCGUUUGCCGACAUUCAUCUCUAAGAUGAUGUCCAGCUUGAGUCACGACUCAACAUAAUACAAUAAUGACAGCCCCAUCUAGUGGACGUCUUUUACAUACGUGUCGUUAUCCAUGUAUCGUUAAAUCAUCAAUAUAGCAAGAUUUUAGCCCAUAUUGCCCAGUCCUACUCCUGGACAUAUUUUAAUUAUCCUAAUAAACACGGUUUCCCCAACAUAGGCGUGGCGCUGCCCCCCUAGCCUGGCCAGCCAUGCUAGUGCUUCCUUAUGGGAAGCAGAGGGCCUGGUGACGCUCUCAUUCAAAUAACCCCGCCCCCUGAGAAUUCUAACUGAGUCAAUCAGCUCUGAGCAGCGUCAAACACCACGAAGCUUAGAAGCAAAACGUUGUGUGAGCACCAAAGUUUCUAGGGGACACACUGCAAAGCAGAUCGCUGAAAACGGCUCAAGUCACCAAAAUGACGGCAAAACAUUUUGGUCUUUGCUGCACUAAGACUAGUGGUUAGCUCAUCAGUCCUGUAGGGAAUAAUGCUCUCUGAACAGACUGUUCAGGAGGCAACCAACAAAGAUGAAGUGUUGGUUUAAGCUGCGGUAAAGUUUCCUCUGCUUCACGUGGGCUCGCUCCCUCACCCGCCAGGGGCUGAUUCAUGUUUACAAAUCUCUUCUCACCGAAUGUUUCCUUUAUUUUGACCAUUACAGUAGCUCAGAUUUCUUAAACGUAACUUUGCUCAGAACGGUUCGAAGUAAACUCUUACAUGAUGGAACCGUGGAAAGUGUGAAACCAGCAAAUAUUUGCCAAUUUUUCUUGUGAUAAACUGAAAAUGACCAUUGUGUUGUUAGCUUUUAAAUACCUGCUGUUAUUCUGUUACUUUGCUUACGGGUGACACUUGAUCUUGUGCAUGUCUAUUCUGGUCAUUAUUUAUACUGUUAAGAGUAAUGGUACAUAAGAGUAAAGUCUGUGGGAUACUUGUUUUUUUUUUUCAGUGACUGAUUUAAAAGACAAGGCAGCAGUGAUGUCAAUGAGUUGUUUUAAUUUGUGCUACACAUUUUAAAUCACAAAAACAUUAAAAAUACAUAUACCCCUCUUUA
Nothobranchius furzeri (turquoise killifish) is the source of this 10691-nucleotide messenger RNA. RefSeq names its product Ras association and DIL domains (gene radil). Gene Ontology annotation, biological process: neural crest cell migration; substrate adhesion-dependent cell spreading; signal transduction. The record is from RefSeq and is a predicted model, not a curated record. NCBI's taxonomy places the organism in Eukaryota, Metazoa, Chordata, Actinopteri, Cyprinodontiformes, Nothobranchiidae. Gene Ontology annotation, molecular function: GTPase binding. Gene Ontology annotation, cellular component: microtubule.